AUGUCACAAGUUUCACAGAAGGCGCUGUCAACAAGUCUAAGAAAUCUGUCUGGAGGUGAAUUUGAAUAAGUUGAAAUGAAAGAUUAGAAAUAGACAAUCUUGCCAGAAGACUUUAUACAUAAAAAUUUUUGCUAAUAAAUUCAUCUUCAUCAAAUUUUAGUAUUUUUAAUUGUUAAUAAUAGAGUUUUAUAGGAAAAGUUUCAAAUUUAAUAGAAUUUAAACAUAUUAAUUAUUAAUCUAUUGAAAAGGCUUACUAAUAAUCAAGUUUCCUUUAGAAGUUGCCAAUUUAGCUCUUCAUUCGAUACGUUAAUUUUUCCAAAUUUUUGAACAUAAAUAUGUAGACCAGACUUUCCUCCACCCAUAUUGUAUCAAUCUUCUGAAUGUUGAAAGUCUUUCCAUUUUUCAGGAUGUGAGUUUUAAUCUUUUAUUCAUUUUGAAGUUGGUAAAUUUAAAUUUGACCAUUUCUUAUGCUAUAUCUAGUAGGGAAGCUUUAAAUAUCUUAACGAACCACAGUUUUGUUACAUUUUAAAUUUUUUAUUUAGGCAACACAAAAAAUUCUUCUGCCUUUUGGUGA
Molecule: messenger RNA, 574 nt
Organism: Paramecium octaurelia
Lineage: Eukaryota; Ciliophora; Oligohymenophorea; Peniculida; Parameciidae
Source: the annotation of a GenBank genome assembly